Messenger RNA from Pelobates cultripes (western spadefoot toad), 1974 nucleotides. The record is from the annotation of a GenBank genome assembly. Lineage: Eukaryota; Metazoa; Chordata; Amphibia; Anura; Pelobatidae.
AUGGAGGCGAAAAAACUGAUAACUGCAACGGAUACCCAGUACUCUGGCAGUCUGCUACAAGCUUUAAAUGACCAGCGUAUGCAGGGACUCUUCUGCGAUGUCACAGUUAUUGUUGAAGACCGCAAAUUUAGAGCUCAUAAAAAUAUUCUUUCUGCAUGUAGUACUUAUUUCCACCAGCUCUUCUCUGUUGCCGGGCAAGUUGUGGAACUUAAUUUUGUCAAAGCUGAUAUAUUUGCAGAGAUACUCAACUAUAUAUACAGUGCAAAAAUUGUCCGUGUCAAAUGUGAAAUGUUGGAAGAGCUAAUUAAAUCUGGAAAGUUAUUGGGUGUCCCUUUUAUAGCAGAUCUUGGAAUCCCAUUGUCUCAAGUUAAAAGCAUCUCUGGUGGCGUUAAAGAUGGCAGCACUGAUUCCCAAUCUAGUUCUGUUUCAAAAGAACAUGAACUGCAAAAAGAAACCGUUAGUUCGUCAGACACCACACCAGAAAAUAAAAGUGCAAAAGACAAGGAAAUGCCAGUAAUUACUGAGGCUUUUUCUUUGUCUUGUGAAGAAUUUAAUGAAAAGAAAAAAGUGCCCGAUUCAAAGGACGAAGAUUCUGAUGAUGACGUUAUUUUCUGUUCAGAGAUAGUGACAGCCAAACCACCCCCUUCAGACAAAAAGGAAGCAGUACCAAGCCAAACACCUCCACCAAAUGAUCAGUCACUAGAUUUAAAGAAAUCCACGUCAUCUAGUCAUGUUCAGCUUGUUCAAAACACAAAACCAUCAAACCAACUUGUUUUGAAAAUGACUUCAUCUCCUCAAAAACUUAAUGUAACUGUUCAUGCAAAUGCAAGUACACAGGUUACAAAUGGAUCUGUUGUGCCUUCCAGUGCAGCAAUUAACACUUCCUCUGACGUCACAUCUUCACUUCAAAAAAACCUUCCGAUUUCUGCCAAUGUGAAUGCUCCAAAAUUGCUACAAAACGCUAACAUUUUGCCCAAAACUGAACUAGUGGAAGGAAACUCUAUUUCUGCAUCUGUUCCUUCUAUUACUCUACAGAAAAAUAUAUCCUUUGAUGGUUCUGGAGUACAAAAGAAACAGGUUGUGACCUUCAGUCAGGAAUCUUCCUCAAAGCCUGGUGAAUUCAAAAUAAAAAUUUCAGAUGUUGUAUCUGGAAGUAACAAGGAAUCUCAUAGGGAACCGGAGUCUAAGCGCAUAAUGGAUGGUAAAAAAAUAAUAACUUUAGACACCACUUCAGAAAUUGAAAGCCUGUCAACUGGUUGUAAAGUGUAUGCAAAUAUUGGAGAAGAUACAUAUGACAUUGUAAUUCCCAUUAAAGAAGACCCUGAUGAAGGGUUCUCCAAAUUUGAUGAAGAUGAUUUUCCAAAUCGGAAACGCAUGAAGGUGAAACAUGAUGACCACUAUGAGCUUAUAGUGGAUGGAAGAGUCUAUUACAUUUGUAUUGUUUGUAAACGUUCGUAUGUGUGUCUUACAAGUUUACGAAGACACUUUAAUGUCCAUUCCUGGGAAAAAAAAUACCCAUGUCGUUACUGUGAGCGUGUCUUUCCACUUGCAGAAUAUCGCACAAAACAUGAGAUUCAUCAUACUGGUGAAAGAAGAUACCAGUGCUUGACUUGCGGCAGUUCUUUUAUCAAUUAUCAGGUUAUGUCUUCUCACAUUAGAUCAGCUCACAGUCUGGAUCCUGCUGGAGAUUCAAAACUUUAUCGACUGAAUCCAUGUAAGACAUUACAGAUCAGACAGUACUCCUAUAUAACUGAUCCUUCUUCUAAUGCUCCAGUAAUCAACGAUGGUGGAAUUGUCUAUGAUAUUGACCCUGAUAAACCAGAACCUGCAUCUGAAGAGGACGCCCCUAGUGCAGCACCAAAGCCAGUGAACUGGGAUGAUAUAUUCCUCCAGCAGAGCAAUCAGAAUAUUUUUAAACCAAAUGCAUCCGAUGGCAGUACUGAAUUCGAGUUUGUAAUACCAGAAUCUUAUUAG